AUCGUGUUCUUGGCAGUGCGCAUGCUUUCGAGAAAUACGCUUGAAGUUACGCUACCAGAGGUUAUCCGAGAUCUGUGAGCGAUACUUUUAAGCGACACACAGACGAGCGACAAGCUGAGAAGUCGAGAGCAGUGAAACGAAUAGCUACGACAUGUGAAUACUAAAAGUACUCGAUCGCGGUGAAUGGAGCAGUGGUGAUAAUCUGUGGUACACACAUAUCGAGCAUCCAGUUUAUCAUCACAUUAUAAGACAUACCCGAAAGACACUUAUUCCAAGCAACAUGAUGAAAAAAACGUCAAUCUUUCUUGUUCUGAUUGCUAUCAUCAUCGGCCUACUGCAAUUAUACCUACCAAACAAGUAUAGCAAUCUUUAUGGCAACGAUACAAGUGGAUCAAGAUUAAUGAAUGUUCUAAGAACAUGUACAGGAAUCUGGGAUUUUUGGAAACAAAGUCAACGUUAUUUAGCCGACCAAAUACCAGACAUGACACCACAAUCCGGAGACACGUAUGAUUUUAUAGUGAUUGGCGCUGGUACGGCGGGCGCGGUUGUAGCUGCGAGACUGAGCGAAAUUUCUCCGAUUAAAGUGCUACUUAUCGAAGAGGGGGCUCAUGAAAGGCUAUAUAUGGAUAUCCCACUAACAGCUGGUAUUUUACAAAAGAGUAAGGUUGUUCGAAAAUAUCAAACCAAAUCAUCCAAUACGUACUGUCUAGGCAUGGAUGGCAAUAGUUGCACUUUGUCGACAGGGAAAGUAGUUGGCGGUUCCAGCGUAGUAAAUUAUAUGGUCGCCACUAGAGGAAACGCUGAAGAUUAUGAUCGCUGGGCCGAAAUGGGAAAUGACGGCUGGGCAUACAAGGAUGUUCUCAAGUAUUUUAAAAAAUUAGAAACGGCACAUAUAUCGGAUACUACCUAUCGUGGUACCGAUGGACCAGUACAUAUCAUUCAACCAGAAUUUCGUACGCCAGUGUCAGAAGCAUUUCUUGAAGCUAGCAAAGAAUUGGGAUACCCAAUUGUAGAUUACCACGGAAAGAACCAAAUUGGAUUCUCAUAUGUACAGAGUAAUAUCAUUAACGGCACUCGCAUAAGUAGCAAUAAGGCAUACUUGAUGCCCAUACGUAAUCGCAGCAAUCUUUAUAUGACUGUUGAAAGCACAGCGACAAAAGUGCUGAUCGAUCGUGCCACAAAUCGAGCAAUCGGUGUAGAAUUCUUCAAACAUGGUCAAACUAUACGAGUGUUUGCUAGCAAAGAAGUCAUUCUGUGUGCAGGUGCUAUCAGAUCACCACAAUUGUUAAUGCUAUCUGGUAUCGGACCAGCGAAACGUCUUACCGAACUAGGCAUAGAUGUCAUACAAGACAUGCCAGUUGGCAAAAACCUUAUGGAUCAUGUUACUUUUUUUGGAUUAUCGUGGAAAAUAAACGCAUCGAUAAGUUUAUUAAUAUCCGAUCAGAUAAAUCCUAUUAAUCCAUAUAUAACGGAUUUUUUAACAAAGCGAAAGGGACCAUUCACGAUUCCGGGCGGAUGCGAGGCCAUCGGUUUCGUGAAUACAAAGGAACCAAAAAAACGUAGCGGCUUACCGAAUAUGGAACUAUUGUUUGCUAGUAGUACAUUUAAGGAAGACUACCUUUUUCCAGAUAUAUUAAAACUGAAUAAUCAUAUUCGUCAGGAAUGGAGUAAAUACGUUGGCACGUAUGGUUGGUCCGUUGUGACAAUAGUGUUAAAACCAAAAAGUCGUGGCCAAAUAACAUUAUUGGCUAAUGAUAUUAAUGUUAAACCAGAGAUUGUGCUGAAUUAUUUCGACGACCCAGAAGACGUCAGAACAAUGAUUGCUGGAAUUAGAACUGUGAUUCGUCUCAGUCAAACAAAAGUGAUGCAGGCAUUAGAUUCCCAGUUGUUAAAUAUUACGUAUACUAAAUGCAACGAUUACGUGUUUGAUUCUGAUGCUUAUUGGGAAUGCGUAAUAAGGAUUGUGUCUUCCACGCUUUAUCAUUAUUCUGGAACUUGUAAAAUGGGAGCAAGGGAAGAUCCAACUGCUGUCGUCGAUCCUAAAUUAAAGGUAAUUGGUAUUCAAGGAUUACGAGUAGCAGAUGCAUCGAUCAUGCCAGAAAUUGUAUCAGGGCAUACAAAUAUACCUGUUCAUAUGAUUGCCGAGAAAGCCGCAGAUAUGAUUAAAGAAGAAUGGGGUUACUUGAAAAAUUCGUAAUGAAAAUAAACUUUUAUAAAGUAGUUACAUUUAGUAUUUUGCUACUUUUUUAUUAUCACUUUAUGAUUAAAACAUCAAUCUAAAGAAUAUUAAAAA
Monomorium pharaonis (pharaoh ant) is the source of this 2293-nucleotide messenger RNA. RefSeq names its product glucose dehydrogenase [FAD, quinone]. Bases 281 to 2197 code for a protein of 638 amino acids. The transcript is spliced from 3 exons. NCBI's taxonomy places the organism in Eukaryota, Metazoa, Arthropoda, Insecta, Hymenoptera, Formicidae. Gene Ontology annotation, molecular function: flavin adenine dinucleotide binding; oxidoreductase activity, acting on CH-OH group of donors. The record is from RefSeq and is a predicted model, not a curated record.